Messenger RNA from Penicillium cataractarum, 3771 nucleotides. Its product is annotated as WW domain protein. The transcript is spliced from 3 exons. NCBI's taxonomy places the organism in Eukaryota, Fungi, Ascomycota, Eurotiomycetes, Eurotiales, Aspergillaceae. The record is from RefSeq and is a predicted model, not a curated record. Bases 1 to 3771 code for a protein of 1256 amino acids. Gene Ontology annotation, cellular component: membrane. Gene Ontology annotation, molecular function: protein binding.
AUGAAUCCAGGCGAGAGCCGUGCCAUCCACCCGGACGGCGAGCUGUUCCUCACCAGCUCAACACCCAACACAAACACAUCUUCCUCCGGCAGGCCGGACGGAAACAACCGCGUUGAGCCUCUGCGCAUCAACAAGCGGGACUCGGCCAGUCCGCAAUCUGCCUCGAGUCCACCCAACAUCCCCCUCCCAUACCCCGAUGACCGGCCACGCCCGCAACUGCGCUCAUCCAGCAGCUCCCACGAUGCCCGUCCCACCGAUGGGCUGCGAUACAACUCGCCGCCCCCGGUCAGCGCAGGCUCAGGAUCGGGCUCGGGCUCGGUCAGCCCCGCUGAUUAUCCGCCCGCGCUGCGACCUCGCGAUGGCCGUGAACCACGAGUCGCUACUCUAGCAGAGCGUCGCGGUGCAGCGCCCAAGCCGCUCCCCGAAUCACCUGGCCCUGAUGCCCCGGACGCUGCUGCCCUCGCGGCGCGGCCAUACCCCAAACCGCCAACGGCCUCGGCACCCGUCGAGUCGGGCGAGCAGCAAUACGACUAUCGCCAGCAGUACUACCCACCACCAGUCAACUCCUCGUCCCGGCCAGGCUCGAAUCUAGCCCCGCCAUCCUCAUCCUCGUCCGGGAUUAAUCGCAUUAGUUCAACGGCGUCGACAUCGACGACCCGCGCACAGCGCGGAUCUCCCCCGCCCCCGGAGACUCCUAUCGUUGGUCCCGGCCAGCAACCGGGCUCGGAUAUCGAGGCCCGGUAUGCGGCGGCGGGGAUUGCGGGGACAGGCACGCUAGCGGGUCUGCAGUCGCAGAGCUCGGCGGCUCAGAGACGGGCUGAGCAGUAUGUUGGGCAGCAGCCGACCUUUGGUCAGCAGGAGUCGCAGAGGCCGUGGACGCCGACGGAGUUGCCGGGGUCGCAGCCUCAUGGGCCGCCUACGGUUUAUCAAGGUGCUGAGGUGGUUAGUGCUGCGCAGAUUGGCCAGGCGCAGGCGCAGCAACAUCCGGGUCAGUAUGGUAGCCCGCCACCGCAGCAUCCUAGCCAGUACGGCAGUCCUCCACCGCAACAUCCCAGUCAGUACGGAACUCCUACGCCGCAGGCUCAGCAAGCGCAGGCGGUUCCCUUGGACCAGCAGUCGAGAAUUCAUGCGAAUGCGCUGGAGCAUGAUAUGGAUCGUAUGCGCAUCAGCGAUGAGCCUCCUCCUGCUUAUUCGAGUGUCUCUGGCGCGGGUGCUGCUAAUGGGUAUCCGAACGAGAAGCCAGGUGCUGCCGCGGCGGGUGUCGCAGCGGGUGUAGCGGCUGGAGCUGCUGCUGGAGCUGUCGCUGGGCAUCCUGCUGUUGCCAACCAAGCUCACCCUGCUAUCGUGUCUGCGCCCUCUCCUGCGCCUACUGCCUCGACGGAGGGUCAUCCUGCCUUUGCGAAUGAUCCGCGCCAGCAGUCUGGCGCGGGGCAGUCGCCUCAGAAUGCUGUUGCUAAUGGCCAAGCUCAAUAUUUGCAGCAGCAGCAGCAGCAACAGCAACAAACUCAGCAACAAGCUCAGCAAGCACAGCAAGCGCAACAGUACCCGGCACAGGUUACCUCCCCUGGACCCUCUGGUCCCCCUCCAGCAUCUCCUCCACCUUUGCCAGAGGGCUGGAUUGCACAUCUAGAUCCGAAUUCUGGCCAGUACUAUUAUAUCCAUCUGCCCACGCAAUCAACGCAGUGGGAGUUCCCUAAGGGUCCCACGCCUCUGAACCUGAACGAGACCCCUCUUUCUCCCGUGGGAAGCGUAUACAGUAGCCACCCUCUGACAUCCCCUGGUCUAUCAGCCUUUGGCAAACCUCUGGCCUCUCCGGGUGUCCCUCUGACUCCUGGCUUUGAGAGCUUGCAGUCACCGAUGGCGGGAUUCACGGGUCCUCCACCAAGCAGUGGAAUGGAUAUCUAUAAGACCGCCCCGACAAACGGUGUCUAUUUCGGUCCCUAUCUGCGAUACACGAACAUGGACCUCGAGCGCGGUCUCUGGCUAGGAUCUAUCCUCCUCGUCACUGACGCCGCCCAACCUCCAACGAUCCACCUCCAUCAAAGUGUGGACCUAUCUCCGAACCCGCGCCAGCUUAAAGCAAUCAACAUCGCCGCACACCAGCGAUGGACCUUUUAUAAGUACGAGAUCGACCUGCAAAUGGACGACGCCGGUCCCGCGAAGUGGACCUACGCCAUUACCUCACAUCUCGGUUGCACACGAUACGAGUUCCUCGUCGCUGGCCGACACGAGACGAACUGGCGUUUCAUCGCAACAUCCGGCAACGAUUUCUCAUUGAAUGUGAACGCGAACGAGCGCGCGCGCCUCGGCGGCGUCGGUUUCAUGUGGAAAGAUAUCAUGCAGAAACACAAUGAGAUUGGCGGGUUCCAUACACAGCUUUGUCUGGGCGGUCAGAUCUAUGCUGAUCGGAUGUGGAAGGAGAUUCCUUGUUUGAAGCAGUGGCUUGCUAUUAGUGGCAAGGAGGCGAGGAAGAAUGCACCAUGGACGGCGGCGAAUCAGCAGGAUGUCUCGCAUGCGUAUUUCCAUUACUAUACGAGUCAUUUCGAUCAGCCGUAUUUGCGAGAGAGUUUUGCGCAGAUUCCUUAUAUUUGCCAGAUUGAUGAUCAUGAUAUUUUCGAUGGCUUUGGAUCGUAUCCUGAGCACAUGCAGUUCUCUAAUAUGUUCAAGAACAUUGGACGCAUUGGUAUCGAGAUGUAUCUCCUUUUCCAACACCAUACUACCCUCGACAUCCUCCGCAAUGUCAACAACGACACCGACCUUUUCACCAUCACCGGCACGGGUUGGCACUUUGUCAAGUACCUCGGCCCCGGCGUCGUCGUCGUCGGACCCGACUGCCGCUCAGAGCGAAACCCGCACCAAGUCAUGGCCGGUCCUACUUACCAGGGCCUCUUCCCCAAAGUGGCCAUGCUGCCGCCGAGUGUGCAGCACUGUCUGUGGAUGGUCUCUAUGCCGUUGAUCUACCCCCGUCUUGAGACGGCCGAGCAUAUUGCACAGACCGUUGCUACCGGCAAGAGAGCCGUUACUGGCGCGUAUAAUGUACUUGGUAAAGUGACCAGCUCCGUUGCUGGCGUGGUUGGCGCAAAGGAGUUUGUUGGUUCGGGCUUCGACUCUGUUAAGCGGGCUGUUGGAAAGUCCGGGCUUAUGGGAGGUAUUCUGAGUCCAUUUGGCGAGUUUGAUCUGAUGGAUGAGUUGCGCGAUCAAUGGACGCAUGAGUCCAAGGACCUUGAACGCACAUACCUCAUCCGCACCCUCCAAGGAAUCGCCCACCAAAAAUCCCUCCGAAUGACCUUCCUCUCCGGCGCCGUCAACGUCUGCGGCGCCGGCCUAGUCCACGACCCCUCCCAACCCUCCGACCACAAAACAAUGUACCAACUCAUCUCCUCGCCCAUCGUCAACACCCCACCCCCCUCCUACGUCGUCAAACUGCUCCACAGCAACUCCAAACCCCUCUACGUCCCCGCCAACGGCCACCGCUCCUCCGCCCAACCAACCGAUACAAAGGAGGACAUGAUGGAGAUCUUCCAGACGGACGUUAACGGCCAGCCGCGCGAGCAUAAGAAACUCAUGGCGCGACGGAAUUAUGUUGCUAUCGUUGCGUAUGAUCCGGAUGUUGUUUCGACGCCGGCGUUUGGAAUGCAGCAUCAGGCUUUUAGUGCGCAGAAGGCUAAGUUGAGUCUUGCGGCGGACUUUAUGGUGCAGGGGGAUGGGGCGUAUGCGAAUGUUGUUAAGUUUGGGCCGGUUAUUGUGCCUAGUUUGGAGGCUGGGAAGUAG